UACAAAGAAACGGAAUUCAGUACUCUGGGAAAAUUUUUCAGGUAGUGAUUGAUUCAGUGAUUUGCGAUACUCCUGCUAGGGCCUAUGUUAAAUGUGUUAAAUCGUUUUCAGGCUAUCAUGGGUGUGACAAGUGUACACAAAAUGGUACAUGGAUAGGUAAAAUGACAUACCCUGAAACUAAUGCACCUCUCCGUACAGAUGCUUCAUUUGCAAAUAGAGAUGAUGAAGAUCACCACAAGGGUGUUUCUCCGUUAACACAGAUUCAAAUAGGAAUGGUAUCUCAAAUACCUCUAGAUUAUAUGCAUUUAGUGUGCUUAGGAGUAAUGAAACGUUUGCUUCUUUUGUGGAUAAAAGGUCCAUUGUGUUGUAGACUUGGGACAAGGGUUAUUGAUCAAAUUUCUUCUGGUUUACUUAACUUAAAAAACAGCAUUCCAUCUGAAUUUGCAAGAAAACCUCGAUCUUUAAAAGAAAUUGAAAGGUGGAAGGCUACUGAAUUCAGACAAUUUUUACUAUACACAGGAAUAAUUGUUUUACGUGGUGUUAUUCAUCAGAAUAUGUAUAAAAACUUUCUACUUUUGUGUGUAGGAAUACACGUUUUGUUAAAUGAGAAAUUGUGUGAGCAUUAUAGUGAGUAUGCACAUGACUUACUGGUAGCAUUUGUUACACACUUUUGUCAAAUAUAUGGGAAUGACAUGGCAGUCUACAAUAUACAUGGACUAGUUCAUCUUGCAGAAGAUGCUAAAUACUUCAAGAGCUUAGAAAAUAUUUCAGCUUUUCCUUUUGAAAAUUAUUUAUCCAACCUUAAACGCAUGGUGCGGAAACCUGAAUUUCCACUUCCACAAAUAAUUCGGAGACUAUCGGAAAAAGCAGAUGUGAAAGUUGACCAAAUUUCAUAUCCACAAUUAUCAAAAAGUCAUAAUAGUGGGCCUGUACCAGACAUUAUUAUAGAUGGUCAUCAAUUUAAAAAAAUAAAUACUGGAAGAUACAUUUUAAAAACAAGUUUUAAAGAUAGCUGUGUUCGAAUACAAGGGAAGUUUUCCCUUGUGAAAAACAUCGUACUGUCUUCAGAGGGUGAAAUAUAUAUUGUGUAUCAAUGUUUUCAAGAUACAGACAAUUUUUUUACUUCCCCUUUAGAAUCAAAAUUGCUAGGGAUUGUAAAGGUAUCCAAUUUGGAGGAUAAUGUGCAAGUUGCCAAACUAGCUGAUGUUGAGGCAAAGUGUGUUAUCUUUCCGUAUAAAAAUGAACAUGUAAUUGUUCCCUAUACAGAUGCUGCUUGGUAAAUAAGAACUCAGAAUCUCUAACAAAGAUAGUACAUGAUUAGAAUAAGUGUCAUUGGGGUUAAUGAAUGUUGAAGUAUUGUUUGUUAAGCAAUUCUGGAGCAUAUCAAUCUGUUAUCAAAGAUUUUAAAACUAAAAACUUGUAGGACGGAAUAUAAGUAUGCAGUGGUGGAGUUCCUGGACGAGGGGGGUGUAGAAGCUGUCCCAGUGAGAUGGCUAACAAAUGAUGAAAAGGAAUGCUUCUGGCCACAGUUUAAAACCAAAAACUCGACAAAAACAACGUUGGCAAUUAAGGCCGCUAUCCAGCCAACAAAAGAAUUCUCAAAAUUUCCAGUCAGAGUCUAUAAGAAGUACCUGGAGUAUGACACAGCGAGGAAAGAUCUUGAUAAAGCAACGUACGCCUCAGACCUUCAAACUGAGGCUGAAGAUGAAACCCAUGCAUCUCAGAAGAGAACUAAAAGGUAAAUGACACAUGUUUAAUUUUUUUUUUUGGAAAGUACAUAUAUACAAUUUCAAACCUUAACUACUAAAUAAUUAAAAUAAUUAGAUUUCAACUUGGCUGUAUUUUAUGAUUUAAUGCAUGAAUUAAUUUUUUUCUCUUAUUUCAGACCAAAUCGCAAGUUUCUGCAAUCGGAUGACUCGAGUGAAGAGUCGUCAGAAACUGAAAUGCCAGUUGUGCAGAAGAGACAGUCUCCCAGGAAAAAGGCUAGAUCAGUUCCAGAUUUACCUGAACUGCCAAAACUGCCGUCGUCACCAAUUGCAUCUAAGAAUACACCAAGUACUAGUGCAUCCCAAGUUUUAUCUCCUCAGUCAACCACGCUGUUUGAAACUUUUAAAUCCCCCAAAGCAGUUUCUACAUCAGUUAUGGAGAGAAAGCUACUUGCGACUGUUGAAGAAGUUAAAGUGCAAGUGCAUUUUAACACGAAAUUAUUGCAAACAAUAGUGAAGAAACUUGACAAUAUAUCAAGUGCCAACUUGGAGGAAAUGGAGGAGGAUGUUGGAGGACUUGAUGUAACAUUUCCCCUUACAUCAAAAACUGAGCUUAUGCAAGCUGAUGAAGCUCUUCAAGGCGACGAAAACCGCAAAAAACUUGCGAGAUCGUUAAGCACCAUAGGAGGGGAAAAUAUCAAGUCGUCAGUCAGACGGCUUCUGACUCAUAUGAUUACAAACAACCUGGCCCAGGAGAUAAAUUGGAUGGGGAAAGGAGAAAAAGUAGCCUUCUCCAAGUUAAACUUACUUACUGUCUUGAAAGCCGCAGUGAGGAAAAACAGACUGUGUGCGUCUGCGACAGAUGCAGAGAUUGCAAGCGUUGCUAAGGACUGGUUCCGCUUUGCAAAAGAUCGCGAAGGUGGGAGGAAAAAAAGGGAGGAAAGAAAGAAAAGAAAGGAGGCUGCCCAAGCUACUGCAACCAGUGACCCGGGCAGUGAAUAAGACUGGCUUAUUACGAAGGGACUUUUGCCU
Molecule: messenger RNA, 2738 nt
Organism: Magallana angulata
Lineage: Eukaryota; Metazoa; Mollusca; Bivalvia; Ostreida; Ostreidae
Exons: 5
Coding region: 1854-2708 (284 amino acids)
Source: RefSeq, a predicted model, not a curated record